AUGAUCUUUGAAAAAGAAACAAAAGAAAAAUAUUUGAUUUUGCCACGUAUACCCGCUGACUGGAUAUUUCCGUAUUGGACAAAUCCCACAACCAAGGCUAAAUUUACAAUUCAAAUUAAACACGAUCACGCUCAAACAGUUCUAUCAAAUAUGCCUGUUGAAAAAAUAGUGCAAUACGAUCACCUUUAUACUUUAUUUCGUAUGACACCUAAAAUAUCCACUCAAUUGAUAGCAACAGCAAUCGUACCUUCGGAGUGUACUACACAUGUCCACGUGUUAAAUACAUGUACUAUACAAAGCAGAUUCCAAGUAAAAAACGACAUUUUGUACGCAGUAUUUCUUAUAAACAAUAUUUCAACAUUCAUUAGAAACAAGAUAGAAAAUAGCACAUCAGUUUCAUACGUGCAGUAUGUAGUACUUCCAAUAAACUCCAACAAUUACGAAACUAUAGUAACUACUGCACUUGUACUCUUCAGAGAGGCUAGUAUUGCAUACAAUAUAGAGGUAAAUUCGAUUAUAAAAAAAAAAGAAGUAGCACUUUUGGUUGUGCGCGGUGUGAUGCAAGAAAUGUUCAGUGAAUGGUUACUUACAUUAAAAAACUCUAAUUCUUGGUUUAUAGAAGGGUUUUUGUCAUUUUACGGAGUUUAUUUAAACGAUCAGAUUGCUACUGAGACUUUACUGAAGUCGAUUGUAAUCCAGACACGACGAGAAGUUUUUGAAUAUACGCAAGCGUGUAUUGAAUAUGAUAUACAAAUAGAAGAUAAUGUAUUUCUUUACAAUAGAACGUUUAGUAAAAUGUGGAAAGAAAAAGCUUUCAAUAUAUUUUCUAUGAUGAAUACUUUCUUCCAUAACAAAAAUGUUUUACACAACUCUAUUUUUGAGGAAGCGAUAAAAUUAUAUUCUACCAAUAGGAAUACGUUAAACAAUACAUACAAUAAACAGUCAUUUUUUGAUAGUUUAUGGAAUAAUUUAGUAGUACUGCCGGCCGUAUAUAACAAUAGCCUUUUAAUGAAUAUAAAUAUAAAAAAUGUGAUACAUUCUUGGAUAACACAAGAUGGUUACCCUGUGGUACAAGUAACACCAGACAAUGACACACAGUCUUUGAUAAUAAAGGUUAUAGACUGUGUAACAGUCACUAAAAAGGAACUGUGUCAACACAAGUGGUGGAUACCUGUAACUUAUGUAACAAUAUCAAGAAAUGAGCGUAGUAUACGCUAUCAUGUGUGUUUAACUCCAGAAAGAAAAACUUUCUAUGUUCCGCACUUUGAAGAUGAUUUUAUUAUAAUCACAGAGCAAAAUGGAUAUCGUGUCAACUAUGAUUAUAAAUCUUGGAAAGAUAUUGCUUCUUUUUUGAAAAAUCCAAUAUCCAUAUAUUGGAAUGUAUCUGAAUUAUCUGACUCCUCUUUGGCUCAAAUUCUUGAUGAUGCUUUUUAUUUUUUAAUACAAAAUACAAAGUAUAACGAACAUCCUGUUGCAGACAGUAGUAAUAUAGACAUAUUUUUCAAUCUUGCAAGCAAUGUACUUUACGUAAAAAAUUCGUACAUAACAUGGUAUCCGAUAUUCACUGCUCUUCAAUACGUAUCAAAAGUUUUUCCGUUUCUAGAAAGCGCAAAAAUCAAGGAUACCAUAUUAGAAUUAUUAUAUAGUUUUCUUGAAAAGACAUCACACAAAAAUGUUUCCGAGAAUAGCGUUGAUAAUCAAGUAUAUCACGAAGUUCUAAAAUGGACUUGUAUUCUUGGUGGUGUAAAAUGUAAAGANCAUCUUACUGAUAUAUUGAACUGGCAUUUCGAAAAUCCUGUACAAAACAAAUUGUUGCCAAGUUGGCAGAGAUGGAUAUAUUGCCAAGGUGUGAUAAAAGAAAUAAUAACUACGUAUAUAAAGUGGAAAACAAUACAGGACAUAUACGUGUUACAAGAGAAAAAAGAACAAUUCUUUCAAUUUUUAUCUUGUUGUAAACUGUAUUAUAGUAUAGAAACUUUGCGAUCUGAACUUGAAUAUAAUUCAAUACGAGAAAAUGAUUCUGUUACUAUUCUUUUCGAUCUUGUUGCAAGACAUGUGAAAGAUUUUUCUUCAGUGGACACUAUAAUAAGCAAAAUAAUAGACAGAUUUCCAAGAAAGAUCAGUCUACUUGCAAUUGUGAAUUUUUGUAUUAACCACAUAUAUUUAGAUGAAGAUAUCGAAAUGGUUACUAAGGCUGUAGUACGUGUAUUUGAAAACCUACUCGACGUAUAUGAUGUACACACGGCAAUGUUCAUCAACGACAUAAUAGUAAAAAAAGUUGAGUCUCGUCGUAGUUUUGUAAGUAGAACACGACAUAACAUUCGUUAUAAAGUCCACGAUUUACUUGAUUACAAAAAUAUGAAAAAAAAUUUGAUUUUGCCGCGUAUUCCCGCUGACUGGAUACUUUCGAAUUGGAAAAAUUCCGCAACCAAGGCUAAAUUUACAAUUCAAAUUAAACAUGAUCACGAUCAAACAGUUUUAUCAAAUAUGCCUGGUGAAAAAAUAGUGCAAAACGAUCAACUUUAUACUUUAUUCCACACGACACCUAAAAUAUCCACUCAUUUGAUAGCAACAGUAGUCGUACCUUCCGAAUGCACUAAAUAUAACGUGUUGGAUAAACUUUUUAAAAUGCAAAGCAGAGAACAAGUACAAAACGACAUUUCGUACGCAGUAUUUCUUAUAAACAAUAUUGCAACGUUCAUUAGAAACAAGAUAGAAAAUAGCACAUCAGUUUCAUACGUGCAGUAUGUAGUACUUCCAAUACACUCCAACAAUUACAAAACUAUAGUAACUACUGGACUUGUCGUCUUCAGUGUGAUGCAAGAAAUGUUCAGUGAAUGGUUACUUACAUUAAAAAACUCUGAUUCUUGGUUUAUAGAAGGGUUUUUGUCAUUUUACGGAGUUUAUCUAAACGAUCAGACCUCUACUAAGACUUUACUGAAGUCGAUUGUAAUCCAAACACGACGAGAAGUUUUUGAAUAUACGCAAGCAUGUAUUGAAUAUGAUUUACCAAUACCGGAAAAUUUAUUGUCCCACAAUAAAAAGUUUAGUAAAAUGUGGAAAGAGAAAGCAUUCAAUAUAUUUUAUAUGAUUAAUACUUUAUUCGAUAACAAAAAUGUUCUAUACAACUCCAUUUUUGAGGAAGCGAUGAAAUUAUAUUCUACCAAUAGGAAUACGUUAAACAAUACAUACAAUAAACAGUCAUUUUUUGAUAAUUUAUGGGACAAUUUAGUAGUUGUCCCGACCGUAUAUAACAAUAGCCUUUUAAUGAAUAUAAAUAUAAAAAAUGUGAUACAUUCUUGGAUAACACAAGAUGGUUACCCUGUGGUACAAGUAACACGGGACAAUAACACAAAGUCUUUGACAAUAAAAGUUAUAGACUGUUUGGGAGGUAAUCGAGAGGAACUGUGCGAACACAUAUGGUGGAUACCUGUAACCUAUAUAACACUAUCAAGGACUGAGUCUUUUACACACCAUUGGGCGUACCUAGACCAAGACGGAAUAAUUAUUGUUGUUCCGAAUAUUGAAGAAAAUGAUUUUGUCAUGAUCACGGAGCAAAGUGGUAAUACAAAGAAAUUAUGA
Molecule: messenger RNA, 3582 nt
Organism: Pseudomyrmex gracilis
Lineage: Eukaryota; Metazoa; Arthropoda; Insecta; Hymenoptera; Formicidae
Product: aminopeptidase N-like
Exons: 17
Coding region: 1-3582 (1193 amino acids)
Biological process (GO): peptide catabolic process; proteolysis
Cellular component (GO): cytoplasm
Molecular function (GO): metalloaminopeptidase activity; zinc ion binding; peptide binding
Source: RefSeq, a predicted model, not a curated record